AUGAAACCUAGUAAAUCACUUUUUAAUGAUUUAGAACUGCCAUUGUGGCAACUUGAUGAAAAUCUUAUUUUCAAAUACAAACAUUAAGCUUAAUCCUUAUCAUUGAAUCCUAUUUUAAAAAGUAUAUUGAACAAACCACCAGAUGAAAGAACUUACGAAGAAAUCAUUUUUAUCAAUGAAUAUUUAAUUGGAUUCUCUUACUUUCAAACUAUUAAAAAUUAGCAUGGACAAGAAUGCCUAUUUAGAUUGUCUUAAUUUGCACUAUUGAACAGUAUCCCGAAUGAGACAAUAAUCGUUAAAAAAAGUAACUAAAGAAAAUAAAAUAGAUGAAGAACCUAAUGCUCUUUAUUUCAUUAUAGAAGGGUAAGUUAUGCAAAUUAAUGAAAAUAUUUGUACUGUUUCAAAUAUUGGAGAGCCUAUUUUUGAAGAAACCCUAUUAAAAUUUGUAUUUAAUAAAUCUGAUUUUAUUACAAAAAAGAAUUCUACCUUCAUUACAUUAAAUGGUCUUGUUUUUAGAGCUUCUCUACAUAAAUACUCCCCAUAAUAAAUUUCUAAAAGAAAAAAUUAUUUACAUCACCCUUUAUUGAAUGUAUUAUCGAAAUAUGAUUUUUAAGAAUUAUUUUCUGUCGCAUAAACAGAAGAAUAUGAUUAAGGAUCUAAAAUUUACAAAAUAAAUGAUUAAUUAGAAUAUUUAUAUGUAAUUCUUCAAGGAAAUCUAAUUAUUGGAAAAUAAGUUGGAUCAAAGUAAAAAGAACAUUUUUAAAAAGUACCAUAAAUUCUCUUGGCAGAAUCAGCUAAGCAAAGAUAUUAAAUAAAAGCUAUUACAUAAAUAUCAAAUAAUGAUAUAUUUGGUUUUGAAGAAUAUGUUUCCAACAAAACCACCAGAAACUUUGAAGUAUCCUGCUCUAGUAAAAAAUGUAAAGUUAUCAAAUUUCCUCUCAAAAUUUUCUUUUCCAAAUUUAAUUAAGUUUUCAAUCUAAAGGAAUUUAAAAUGAUAAUUGAUAUUAUUUCUUAAAGGAAUCUUUUUCGGGAUAGAAUACACUCCAUUUAAGUAUAAUUAUACGAAAAUCAAAUUUAAUAAACAUCAAAAUCUAAUUAACCUAUGCGCUAUGAAACUUUAGAACCCAUACCUUAUGAGAAUUAAAUUAGAUCCAGACCUAGAUCAUUUCUAUUAGAAAAUAGUAUAUUAUUGCCAGAUGAUUUAAAAUCCAAUUUACGAUUAUCAUCUUAUUUAAAAACCUCUAUUAAUACCAAAGAUCAAAUCAACCUAAAUUCGUUUACUCUAGAAAAUACUCCUGAAAACUUAAAAAAAAAAAAGAAAUUAUAAAUUAGAAUUAAUUAUUAAAUUGAAAGUGAACUACAUAAAAACAACUCAUUUGAUAAAACUAAGUUAAUCAAUAAAUUUAAAAAUUUCCAAAAAUAUUCUAAUGAAUAGAGUCCGAUCCAGAAAUUUCUCAAUCUUAAACCUGAAUAAAAGUAGGACAAAUUUAAAAUAAAAUAAGAAAUCAUUGAUUAAUCAUUUUAACUUUUAUAGGCUCGAGAAUCUUAAAAUUCAAGAUGUUCUCCUUUACCAGAAAUACCAUCAUUCUAACCUAAAUAAGGAAAAUUCUAAUAAAAACUAAUUCUAAAAAAAUUCAAAGAAAAAUAAUUUUUAAUUAUUGAUAAAGCAUUAUGA
This is a messenger RNA of Paramecium sonneborni, 1675 nucleotides long. Lineage: Eukaryota; Ciliophora; Oligohymenophorea; Peniculida; Parameciidae. The record is from the annotation of a GenBank genome assembly.